AUGAGCUGGCUCGUAUCCAUCGGGCAGAGGGCUCGCGAGGCCGCCGGCGCCGUCGGCAACGUCGGCGGCGCCGCGCGCGCGGCGCUCUCGUCCGUGACGUCCUUCGCCGACGACCGCGCGAGGCGCCUCGGGCAGGCGGUGCGCGCGAGGGUGCUCCACGGGCGGCACGUGAUGAUGGACGACGCCGUGGCGCGUCUCGAGCGCGCCGUCGCCGAGUGCGAACCCGCGCAGAGACCCGCCAUGCUCAGGAGGUGGCUCACUGCCAUCCGGGCGAUGUCCGAGCCGACGAGCGAGCCGACGACGACGACGACGACGACGACGAACGACGCGCCGGCCGACGAGGCAUCAGGCGUGGACGAGACGAAAUGCGACAAAAACGAGACUCGCGACGGCGACGACGACGAAGCCGUCGCCGCGGCCGGCGGCGACGCGGAUAAGUGGGCGUCGCUCGAGGUGGCCGCGGGCGAACGCGCGGACGCCGCUCGCGCCGGCGCCGAGCAGGACUCCGCCGCCGCCGGGUUGGCGCGCGGGGCGCCCUCCCCCGUGGACGCGUUCGGCUUGCUCCCGUCGGACGGCGCAGCCGUGACGUUUCGCGACGAGGGCGGUGACUCACCGGGUGCCUCCUUCGAGGGUGCCGUCGAGGGUGCCGUGCUCACGUUUCGCGACGUCGUGUUGAAGUCCGGGGCGCUCGAGGCGCUCGUGCUGUCGUAUGUCGACGCGCCGUCGAGCGGCGACGUGGAGACGAGCCUCCUCGUCGAGCUCCUUCGCGACGCGCUCAUGUUCGACGUCCGGGGCGUCCAGGGCGAGGGUGCCGUCGAGGGUGCCGAGGGUGCCGUCGGAGUCGCGGCGUCGUCGUUGGUGGCGUCGCUCGCCGCCGCGACGGACGCCAUCAGGUCGCAGGGCGACGCGGAGGUUCAGCUCGGCGCCGCAGAGCUCCGAGCCGUGUUAGCCGCGGCGAUUAAAUCGGCGAAGAAGAUUGGCGGCGUCGAGGCGCUCGCCAACCGCGAACGGAGGCUACGACGCGAGCUCGCGUCCAUCGCGAGGGCGGCGAGGGGCGGUGCGCUGGGCGCGGGGGGCGCGGACCUCGCCGCCGCGCUGGCGGACCUCGCGGCUGGCCAGGACGAAGAAGACGAGAGGAGGAGCGGGCGGAGCUCUUCGAAGGAUCGCGGCUCGCGCGAAGAAGAAUCUCCAGAAGUAAUGGAGCGUCAGCGGGAACGAUCCGAACGAUCCGAGGGUGGCGGUUUCGCCGCGCCCGAGCUCGCCGCGGCGACGCGUCGCGCGGUGGACGUCGCGCGAACGGCGCACGAGUCCGCGCACGCGCGCCGCGUCCGACUCGACGCGGAGCUCUCCGGGUCCGUCUCCGGGUCGGGCUCCGGCUCGGGACCCGGUCGAUCGAACGCAACCGCCGAGGCGCUCGGGACGCUCCGAGCCGCGGCGGAGACGCUGACGCGCGCGGGCGCCGACGCCGACGCCCUGCGCCUCGAGUCGCGCGCGCAGUUACUCGACGCGCAAUCGUUUCGCGACAGGAAAUCCUCCGAGCUCGCCGCCGCCGAGGAAGCGGUAAAAACAGAAUCCGAUCGCCUAGCCACGCGCGUCGCCGAGCUCAGAGACGAACUCGCGCGGACGGAGCGAAAGGCGACGGACGCCGCGGCUCGCGCCAAACUCGCCGCGGAGGAGCGUUUGGAGUUUGAGGAGGCGCACGGCGCGGUUCGCGACGCGUUACAGUCAAAGGUGAGCGAACUGGACCGACGCGUGCGCGAGUACGCAGCGGAAUCUUUGGCCGUUGAAGCCGUCGCCGUGUGCGUCGGCGCCGUCGCCGAGCACCGAAAAAACGCUUUAAAAACGCUCGCGUCCGACGCGAAGAUCGACGAGGCGCGCGCCCGGGGGGCGUACGUCGCGUCAGUCGCGGCGCACGCGCGCGGGCAGGCGGGGGCGGCGCGGCUGUGCCUGGACAGGUUGAGGUUUUGCGCCGACGAGUUGAGCGAGCGUCGGGAGAAGCGUACCGCGGCGAACGCGCUCGGUUUGGGCGCGGACGUGGACGAAGACCUCGCCGCGGGGUGCGCCGCGAUCGAACGGAAGUACCUCGAGGCGGAGGAGGGCAUGAACGCGGUGCUCGCCGCGGGCGCGGCGCUGCGAUGGGAAGCUGAGCGAAUCGCGCCAGAGGCUUUCGUUCGUUCGGGCGAACCGGGUACUGGUACGGACGGUGUUGGUACGGACGGUGCGGACGGUACGGACGGUUCGGGCGUCGCGGGUUCGAAUCGCCUCCGGGGCGCGCUUCUCGACGUCUUCGCCGAGGCUUCGAACGCUCGCGACGCGUUUACGAAGUUGACGCGACCGAAGCUUUUUUUCAACGAGGGCGCCGUCGGUGAUGCGAUGGCUGCGGCUGCGGCGGAGGCGGGCGUCGACGCGUCCUUCGGGGGUAUCGCGCCGGCCGUGCCUGUGAGCCCGCCGAGAACGUCCGGAGCCGCGGCGGCGGUGGACGAGGACGAGGAGAAGGACGAGGAGAAGAAGGAGGAGAAGGAGAAGAAGGAAGAGGUGGAGGAGAAGGAAGAGGUGGAGGAAGAGGUGGAGAAGAAGGAAGAGGUGGAGGAAGAGGUGGAGGAGAAGGAAGAGGAGGACGCUGAGACGAACGUUGACGAGGACGCCGAGACGAACGUUGACGUCGCCGCGGAGGCGAUCAUUGACGACGCCGCGGAGGCGAAUGCCGAUGACGACGCUGAGGCGAAUGUCGACGGGCCGGGCGCGCCGCCGCCGACCGCCCCGGAGCCCCCGGACUCGUCCCCCGGGUCCCCCCUCGCGCCGACGACCGCGCCAACUCCCGCCGCCGACGACGCGGACGGAUGGCUCAGCGACGUCAGCGAGGCCAAGGACGACGCCGCCGACGCCGCGGCUUGGGCGGAUACCUCCGUCGAUCAAAUCCGAGAAGAGUCGAGUGAGUCGCCGGGGGAUAAUAUCGGAUGAGACGACGAGGAAACCCCGCACUUCCGCGGCGAGGGAGUCAGGGAGACAGACGCACGCGCGCGGUCGUCGUCGUACCGCACUCGUGUAGAGAGACGGACGAAUGAAUACAGUCAGAGACGAACCCGUCGGAGAAGAUAGUCCACCUAAAAAAACAGAUGCGAUUCAAACA
Molecule: messenger RNA, 3130 nt
Organism: Micromonas commoda
Lineage: Eukaryota; Viridiplantae; Chlorophyta; Mamiellophyceae; Mamiellales; Mamiellaceae
Exons: 2
Coding region: 1-2961 (986 amino acids)
Source: RefSeq, a predicted model, not a curated record